AUGGAUAACGUGAAACUGGCGCUCUCCGCCAUGUACUCGCCCACAGCAGGUCAAGACGAAAAGAAGUUGGCCACUAACUUCUUGGAGCUGUUUCAGAAAUCCCCCGAGGCAUGGGAAGUAUCACACACACUUUUGUCUGAUCCAUCCCAACCUCUUGAAUUCCGAAUGUUUGCCUCUCAGACACUCAGAUCGAAAGCCACGUUUGACUUGCUGCAACUUCCUGAAGAGGCGGUAUUGCAGUUGAAAAACUCUAUGCUUGAUCUUCUCAUUACCUAUGCAUCCAAAGAUAAGUUGAUCAGAACGCAACUAUCUUUGGCUCUCUGCCAGUUAGCCCUCCAAUUCUUGCAGUGGGGAAAUCCCAUGGGCGAUAUUACCUCACAACUUUCGUCGUCUCCCGAACUUUUGCCUGCAUUGUUGGAAUUCCUUAAGAUCUUACCCGAAGAGCUUACUGAGCUGAACAAAACUCCAUUGACCGACGACGAAUUCAACGCACGCACGCAGUUGCUUAUUUCCGAUAACGUUCCGCAUGUCCUUCUGAUGUUAAAGAAUUUGUCCGAACUGGGCACUGUCACCAAUGGUUUGCUUCUCGAGUGUUUGAAUAGCUGGGUCAAAGAGUGUCCCAUCGAGAGCAUGUUAACCAUUGACUCGCUAGCUAGCUUGAUUUUCAAGUCUUUGAUGGAUGAAGAUUUGUUCGAAAAAGCUUCUGAGUGCCUCUGCUCUGUUCUCAAGGAAACAAGAGACAUUGAUAACUAUCACCUCAUAGAUGCAUUGUACAAGCAGCUCUUGCAGGUACACGAGUUUUAUACUUCCCACCCCGAGAGGUUGCAAGAUCCAGAGAUUGUCAGUGCUCUCACGAAGCUUUAUGUGGAAGCAGGAGAAGCCUGGAAUGUUCUUAUUGCUAAGAAUGCCGAACACUUCAAACCUUUAGUCGCCAUCAUCUUAGAGUGUUCAAAAUACGAUGAAGACUUAGACGUGGUGAAGUAUACAUUCUUUUUCUGGUACCAACUCAAGCAGAUGCUCACGUUGCCUCGAUUUGAAAGCCUGAAGAAGGUGCUUCUGGAUAUAUACUUAGAGUUGAUCUCGGUCAUCAUCAAACAUCUCUGUUACCCACUUGACCAGGACGAUACCGACUUAUUCCACGGUGACCGCGAACAGGAAGAUAAAUUCAAGGAUUUCAGAUACGAAAUGGGUGACGUGUUGAAAGAUUGCUGUGCCGUUGUUGGAUCUCAAAAGGCAUUAAACGUUCCAUUCCAACAAGUUCAGACCUUUCUCUCUCAACAGCUGGCACAGUGGCAGCUCUUAGAAGCACCUUUAUUCAGUAUGAGAGUUAUGGCCAAAGAGGUGUCACCCAAGGAGAACACCAUCUUGCCCGUAAUUAUGAAUAUGCUCGUGCAACUUCCCGAGCAUCCAAAAAUCAGAUAUGCUACCACAUUGGUUUUGGGCCGUUACUCGGAGUGGACUGCAAAGCAUCCUGAGUACUUGGAGGUUCAGCUUAACUACAUCAUCAAAGGUUUUGAGAGUGCUACUCAAACUGAACGUGAUAUUUUCAGCGCCACGUCUCAAGCCCUCAUGUACUUCUGUCAGGACUGUUCAUCUUUGCUUGUUAACUACUUGGAUCAAUUAUUCAUGGUUUACCAGCAAGUUCAAAGCCACCUCGAUGUCAAGUCCACGUACGAUUUGGUGAAUGGCUUGGCUCAUGUUAUCAAGGAUUUACCGGAUUCUGAGCAAUACAAAGCAGCUGAGACCUUCUUGGCCCCCACAGUUUCUCGAUUGACCCAACUAAGUCAAAACGGAUCUCUACAGGAUGAUUCUAUUACUAGUGCAUUGCAUGACGAAGCUGAAGUGCUAAGCAUCUUUUUUAAUAUCUUGCGCUGUCAGAGCUUCGAAGAGCCUCAGUUUCCCGUGGCCAAUUAUUUUAUUGACAAGUUGUAUCCAUUGCUUUCGCAGAUUCUCCAGAAAUUCCAGAAAUCUCUCAAGGUUAGUGAGCACUUUGUUAAGAUAUUCAAGAACGUGAUACAAGGAUGCAGUGUAUUCCUUACACCUCUUCUUCCCCAGCUCACUGAUUUACUUCAUGAAGGAUUCAGAGAAACCUAUUUCGGAUGCUAUCUUUGGGUUACUGGAGUUGUAAUAAGGGAGUUUGGUGACGAAGUCAGUACUGGACAAACACAAAAUGCAGUUUACCAGUUUGGCUUGUCACAAAGUGCUCUUUUCUUUGAGUUGCUCAAGUCUAAUACUGAAUUGGAUAUCCGUGACAUUCCCGAUGUUAUCGAGGACUUUUUUAACAUGGCAAAUGACUUACUCAUGUACUUUCCUGCUAAGGUGGCAGGAAAUGGCCAGCUCAUGAGCUCAAUACUUGAAUCGGGAAUUACCUCCCUCACUACUAGUGAAGAGCAUAACCCAUUAAUGGCAUGUGUGCAUUUUUUCGUCGAUUACUUGUCGUGGGGUUCUCAGUACCCACCCAUUUCAUUCUACGAAGGAGACCCAGCGGAAGUUCAGCAGUAUGUUAGACAAUUUCUUAUGGCCGAGAAUAACGGUCAAAAAUUGGUCACUGCUGUUGUCAACGGACUCAUUUUUAAGUUUUAUAACGACCCUGACGGAAACGAUCUUCUUCUAAAGCUUUUAACUGUUACACCAGAUAUGGAAAAGGCUUUGUCUUGGUUGCACCAAGCAGUAAGUGCGCUUCCUAAUGUUAGUGAAAAGGAGGUUCAGAAGCUCAUGAACGCCACUGCUGUUGCACUUCCAAACAAAGAUAACCGCAGGAUCCGUAUGUCCAUUAAAGAUUUUGUCAGCUGGUAUACUCGCAAGAAUGUGAACUCCAGAGCAGCAUUUGCCUAA
Messenger RNA from Sungouiella intermedia, 2835 nucleotides. The record is from the annotation of a GenBank genome assembly. NCBI's taxonomy places the organism in Eukaryota, Fungi, Ascomycota, Pichiomycetes, Serinales, Metschnikowiaceae.